AUGGAAUAACCACCAGAGUCCAUAUUUGCAUCAAUAGACAAUUGUUUUGAUCACUCAAUUGUUUAUUACUUUCGAAUUCUUAAAUGGAACUUUUUCCUAAUGCUUAUUUUUGCCAUUCUUCAUGCUCCAUCAUUGAUAUUUUGCAUUACAGGAAACAGCAUUUUCAAUUAAUUUCAGCUUCAAUUAGAAACUUUUACAGUAGCCAAUAUCGACAUUUCAAACGAGACAGCCUUUCUAAUUGGAGUCUUAGGGGACGCUAUUGGAACACUUCUCUACUUUUUGUCCUUGCUAUAUUUACGAUACAAUGCUAUAAAUAAGGAUUCAUAAUUUAAGGUAUCGAGUAUUUCACCCUGGAGUGUCGAGGUAAGUGGGUUUCCAUCAGCAACGAUAGAUCCUGAAGACCUUCGAUCUAUUAUUCAAUCUAAUACAUAUGAGAUAUAUUUAGUGCGCAAUUUCUAGGGCACUCUCAGUAUCAUGAAGAAUAAGGCAUUCAAAGAGAGAUAAAUCAGAUUAGAGAAGAAAAAGUUAGAAGUAUUUUCUAAGAGAUUAUCAUAAGCAGAUAUGUAUGUAAGACAAGACUUCAUCAGAGUAUUGAGUGAUGAAUUAAAAGAUAUCACUAAGGAAUUGUCUGAUAAAUUCAAUAUCUUUUUAGCUCCAGAUGAUCUUGAAUCUAUUAAGGCUUUUGUUGUUUUUAAGAGCAAAGUAGAUCGUGAUCUAUUUUAUGAGAAAUACAAUUAAGAUUGCUUAGUUAGGAAUGGAGUCUACUUAUUUUUAAAUCAACCAUAAGAAUUGAAGCUUAGAGGCUUAUAUACGAUAACAGUAACAGAAGCUCCUGAUCCUAAUGAGAUAAAAUGGGAGAAUAUGGAUUAUUAAGAAAGAAACAAUAUUCAAAUUAUACUAAUGCAUCUAGCAGUAGCAAUAAUAUUAUUAGCACCUCUGAUAGUUUUUGAAAAUAUGGCUUUGAAGAAUGCUAGAAAUAAUACAGUGAAAUGUACUGAGUAUUGUUUGGAUAGUGACUUUACAAGAACGGCUUAUUAUAUAAUCACUGGAUUUUGGAUAUUCAUAGCUGAUAUAUUAGGAUGGAUCUUUUUAGAGUUGAUAAUCAAUAAGGAAAAACAAAUAUAUUUAGUCUAAGAAUAGAAGGUAGUUUUGAUAAGAAUAAUUGUCUAUAUGAUUUGUUACACAUUACUGGUUCCAAUCUUAAUUUCAUGGGAGACCAUAGGAAAUAUUGUAUUAGUAGUUUAAAGUUACACUUCUACAGAAAAAACAUUAAUCUUUAGUGAUGAUCUAGAUAGAAAAUGGAUAAUUAAUCAUGGUAUGAUAUUUCUUUGGGUAUCCAUAUUUUUUACUUUGAAAUUGAUAAUCUUGGGAGUUGCAUCGGGUUGUAGAUGCCUAACAGGUGGGAUCAGAGAUUAAGAAGAGUUGUAAUUAGUUGGUUCUUUGUUAACAGAUGAAAACGAAGAAGAAAGAUAAAAGUUGACUGGUUAAUUAAAAACUGCAUCGAAUAAUAAUUAAUCUCAUUAAACUCUGUUCUUAUUGAAUUUAGAUGAGAGUGUUAAUUACAACGUAUAAUCAAGAUAGAAUUUGGAUGUUAAGACAGGAAAAUAAUUUAGACGUGAUUCCCCACUGAUCAAUAGUAAUCCCACAUUUAAGACUGGACUGAGAUAUGCCAAAUUAUUGUUUAGUAUAUUCCUAUCAACAAUCAUAUCAGCAGGACUGCCUUUAAUGCCUCUAUUGGGUGCUAUACAAAUAGGGAUGCAGUACAUUUAUGACAAGAAUAUGUUAUUGCGAUAUCACUCUUAUAAUGAAAAGCAACAGGUGAAAUUGUAGGAGCAAUUAAAGUCAGUAGGGAUUGUAACAUUGAAAUUCAUUCAUUUCUUUCUCAUACUUCAUUUAAUAUUUAGUGUAUUGAUAUAUGGGUAUCCAUACUUCUACACUCAGAAUGGCAUGGGGAUUUCAUAGAAUUGGAAUGAUGCUUCAAAUAAAUUAUUAUAUAAAGUAAGCACAGUCAUUCCUCUUACUUUACUAUUAAUAAUUUUAGUGUUGGCUCUGAUUAUUGAUUUGGUAUUUUUCGGUAUCAAGAACAAUUGGAAGAUCCAGUCUGAUUAAAUAGGACAGGAUGUACCUUAAAACCUUGAUGAUCAUGUGAAUGCUUUGAAAGAACAAGGGAGUGCCAUAUCCUACAAUCUAAAGCACCAUGAUGAAUUUAGGGACAUUUUGCUUAGUCAAAAAUAAGAGAGCAUAAGGGCCACUCUUAAUUAAUUCAAACAUUGA
This is a messenger RNA of Paramecium octaurelia, 2274 nucleotides long. Lineage: Eukaryota; Ciliophora; Oligohymenophorea; Peniculida; Parameciidae. The record is from the annotation of a GenBank genome assembly.